AUGCAGGGUUUGAAGCUGAACAGAGUCCAAGAGUUUAAGUACCUUGGUUCCACAUUGCAAAGCGACGGGGCAUCAGACAAGGAGGUUGGUAAGAGGAUACAGGCGGGAUGGAAUGCUUGGAGAAAGAUCACUGGGCUGCUAUGCGACAGACGGGUCCCAGCAAAGCUGAAGGGCCGGAUAUUUAAGACAAUAGUACGACCGGCGAUGCUGUAUGGGAUGGAGGCAGUCGCGGUAACGAAGGGACAAGAGAGGAAGAUGGAAGUAGCUGAGAUGAGGAUGCUACGAUUCUCACUAGGGAAGACCAGGCUAGACCGGGUACGAAACAGCACCAUUAGAGAGGCAAUUGGGGUAGGCGAAUUAGAGAAGAAGCUGAGGGAGUGCAGGUUGAGAUGGCUAGGACAUGUGUUUCUUCGUACCAAGAAGUCUCUGGGGCAACACUCCUUUUUUAGAAGGCUUACAUGUUACCCUGACAACCAGUAG
This is a messenger RNA of Penaeus chinensis, 480 nucleotides long. RefSeq lists its product as uncharacterized. Lineage: Eukaryota; Metazoa; Arthropoda; Malacostraca; Decapoda; Penaeidae. The transcript has 2 exons. Bases 1 to 480 code for a protein of 159 amino acids. The record is from RefSeq and is a predicted model, not a curated record.